Messenger RNA from Triticum aestivum (bread wheat), 697 nucleotides. RefSeq lists its product as uncharacterized. The transcript has a single exon. Bases 23 to 322 code for a protein of 99 amino acids. The record is from RefSeq and is a predicted model, not a curated record. Lineage: Eukaryota; Viridiplantae; Streptophyta; Magnoliopsida; Poales; Poaceae.
GAAUCGAUUUUGCUAAGCUAGCAUGGGGAGAAAGGCGUCGUGCAUCUCGCUUGUGAUCCUCGUGCUUGUGCUCGCUGGCCUCGAUGCGAAGUCCGCGGCUGGCUACAGCGUCGACCAGGCGGCGAUGAAGCUGGAGGACGGCGUGGCGCCGGAGCUCGGGGUGGUGACGGCGGUGGACCUGGAUGUGCGUCGACACGUUCUCCACAGCAUCAGCCCACAAUACGUGCAGGAGCCCAGCAGGCCAGCCUGCGUCGAGGGGUGCGGGGCGCGCGGAGAGCGGUACACCGGCCGGGAUUGCAAGAAAAAGUACCAGUGCGGUUAAGCACCAACACAGCGAAUGGAAGUCGGAAGGGUACUACGUACGGGCGCGUCAAUGCAACCUCGCUGCACUGCCCGGCGUCAUUUUACUGCAUGAGUGACAGUGCACUCGCGUUCCAUCAGUCCAUGUUCUGUUUUCAUUUCCAUUUUGCGUGCAUACCGUACUGUUGCUACCGCAGUGUAUCAGUAAACUUGCCGUGCAGUCUCGUUGUGCAAUUGUGAUGUUCGAAAGUAAAGGCUGUUUUUGUCAAGGGUGAACUGAGUGUAGUUUAGAUGGUUAGUUUGUUGGUGUAGAACCAACCAACCCACCAGAGUUAAAGUCUAAUACUUGGCAUUGGUGGUCACAUUUUCCUGAUUUUAUUUCAGGCUUUUCGGCGAU